Odontomachus brunneus is the source of this 663-nucleotide messenger RNA. It is a transcript of the gene Mpc1, whose product is annotated as mitochondrial pyruvate carrier 1. Lineage: Eukaryota; Metazoa; Arthropoda; Insecta; Hymenoptera; Formicidae. Gene Ontology annotation, cellular component: mitochondrial inner membrane. The transcript has 3 exons. The record is from RefSeq and is a predicted model, not a curated record. The coding region runs from base 202 to 522 and encodes 106 amino acids. Gene Ontology annotation, biological process: pyruvate import into mitochondria.
GUUUAGGUUCCCCUUAGCGUCAAGCAGCGAUCGGCAGAGCCCAGGCAGGCAUCGGCCCGUUUCUCAGUGAGAUUUCCUUUCUCCUCACGUAUUCUUCCACUGUGCAUCGGCUCCGUUCCGUCAGCGGGAUUCUAUAUUGAAUUUUCACGCAGUCGAUGCGGAUUUUCUUCUCGUCAGCGUGCUUUCACGAGAACCCUCAAGAUGAAUCGUUUAAUGAAGAUUCUCAGAAGCAAGGAGACUCGCGAGUAUUUUAUGAGCACGCACUUUUGGGGGCCGGUCGCCAAUUGGGCGAUACCGAUCGCUGCCAUUUCCGAUAUCCAGAGAGACCCCAAGUUCAUCAGCGGCAAAAUGACCUUCGCUUUAUGUUUAUACUCAGCAAUGUUUAUGAGAUUUGCAAUCAAGGUGCAACCACGCAACAUGCUUCUAUUCGCCUGCCACUUUGUCAAUGAGGGUGCACAGAUUACACAAGGUUGUAGAUUUAUAAAUUAUCAUUAUCUUAGUAAGGAACAGCAAGCUCAGUAAGCCAAAAAAUAAGUAAAACUCAUUUGCCAAAGUAAUUCAAGUUUUAUAUUAAUAGCAGAUCAUGUUAUAUAAACUAAAUAAUUUGUUAAAUAUAUAAGAGAAUUUCUUGAUGAAUAAUAAAUGUAAAUAUAUUACAAUCAA